UAAAGAGAGACACUCAAGACAGUCAAGCCCUAUUUCACAAUGCGUUUUGUCAACAAUGGAACUUUCGGCUAGCAUGGUUGUUCCCCCCGCCAAACUUGAUUCCUCUGGUAUUGCAGCACUUAAACGAGGCUCAGGGCCUUUACAUAUUGAUAGCCCCACAAUGGACGAGAUCCUUCUGGAUAGCCGACAUCCAGCGCAGAGCAAUACAAGCCCCGUUUCGCAUUGCAAAUCUUCACAGAGUACUGGUAGACACAAGGACGUGGAUGCAUCCACCUCGAAUACAAGAAAUCCAGUUGGAAGCGUGGCUGAUUUUGGGUGGUCAGAGGUAAUCGAGGAUUGGUCAGAAGAAGAUAAAGCCUUAUUGCUAUCCAGUUGGCGAAAAUCAACUCUUAACACUUAUGCGCCAGCAUGGAGAAAAUGGAAAGAAUGGUGUGCUAAGGGUUCAACAAAUUUUAAAUUUCCUUCUCCUACAGAGGUGGCACGAUACUUAGCUUACCUCCACAAUGUAGAAGGACUGGCCUAUAGAACUAUACUUGUUCAUAAAUCCGUGAUUUCAAUUUUUACCAAUAUCACCAAUAACGUUGAUUUAUCUUCAAAUUUCUUUAUUAAGCAUAUACUAAAAGCAAUUUCGGUAUCACGAGUAAAAUCUUUAAAACCCCCUAUUUGGGAUCCUAAAAUUCUUACAAGUCAUUUAUCUAAAGUCAAUCCUAAUGAAAAUAAUAUGUUUGAAGUUUCUAAACGAACUGCAAUCUUGUUAUUAUUGUCGUCCGGCAGAAGAGUCCAUGAUCUCACCUUGCUGCAUAUAGGCUCAGGAAACUUUAUAGAUAAAGGUGAUUCAGUCUUGCUUUGGCCAGUAUUCGGCUCGAAAACUGAUAAGGCUGAUCACAGACAGUCCGGGUGGAAAAUGCUUAAGAAUACCAACCAAAAGAUCUGCUGUGUGUACUGGAUUAGACGUCUGAUACAGGUAUCACAGGAACGCCGUGAGAAAGGCAACUACAGUCAUUUAUUUAUUACAACCAGGGGUAGUCCACGACCUGCUACGAGGACAAUAAUAGGGGGCUGGGUAAAAUCAGCACCUAAAGAUGCAGGAAUUAACGCCCCACCUGGUUCAGUUCGUUCGGCAGUUGGAUCCUUAAACUGGUUAGAAAAUUUUAGCAUCGAUCAGAUUCUGUCCACGGGAAAUUGGAAAUCAGAACACACAUUUCGGAAGUACUAUCAGAAACAAAUCAUUUCUAAUGUUAAUAAUCAGGAGUCCCUUUCCUUAUCUAAUUAUUUUAAUGCUGUCAAAUAG
Messenger RNA from Leptidea sinapis, 1291 nucleotides. RefSeq lists its product as uncharacterized. Gene Ontology annotation, biological process: DNA integration; DNA recombination. The transcript has a single exon. NCBI's taxonomy places the organism in Eukaryota, Metazoa, Arthropoda, Insecta, Lepidoptera, Pieridae. The record is from RefSeq and is a predicted model, not a curated record. The coding region runs from base 56 to 1291 and encodes 411 amino acids. Gene Ontology annotation, molecular function: DNA binding.